CCUACGAGACCACUUACAGUAGCCGUCUCGAAAUGGAAGCGGUCAAUCCGACAUUCUCAUAUCUCACCAAUCUAGAAGUUAUGCAAAUUCUGCAGAAGAUCAAGAGCACAAAAAAGAAGUUUGGAAUGUUUAACUUGGCCACUGUCACCUAUGAAGCACUGCAAUAUCUGGAAGAUUCGCCCUGCAAAACACAGACCCGCGAAAACAUCGUAAACUAUGUAAAGGAUCUUUCUACUUAUCGACUGAAGUCCAACGAGGUCUUGCAAAUGAUCAACGAUCCGCCGACAAGUGCCCUCCACACGCAGCUGCUCAUUGACGACAAUAAGGCACCACUUACUGAUGAGGAGAACGAAAAGAUCAUCCAGCUAAGCUACAAGCACUUUCAUGGGGCAGAAAUUAAGGACGCCACUAAGGAAACAGCUACAGAAAAACCCGCAGAGACAACAACCAAGGCAGCUGGCAAGCAAUCCGGAAAGCGACCCAAAACAGCAACAGUUGAAGCCAGUAAAUCUGGUGAACCCACUACAGCAAGUGAAGCCACUCCAGCAAUUGGUGAAUCCAAUCCAGCAAUAAAGGAAUCGAAUCCAGCAAUAGUAGAAUGCAAUCUGGCAAUAGGUGAAUCCACUCCAGCAAUUAGUGAAUCCAAUCAAACAGAAGGUACAAGUUCCGAGGAACAGCCAAUGAGUUAACCGUAUUGGCUAUUACGUUUAACGUUUCAUAUUAUGUUUGAUGUAGCGUACAAAAUAGGCUAAAAAAAAUUUAUAUUUUAUUAAAUUAUUUAUGUUCGCUUUUGAUCGCCCAAA
This is a messenger RNA of Drosophila eugracilis, 803 nucleotides long. RefSeq names its product DNA-directed RNA polymerase III subunit RPC9 (gene Polr3I). Gene Ontology annotation, cellular component: RNA polymerase III complex. The record is from RefSeq and is a predicted model, not a curated record. The transcript has 4 exons. Gene Ontology annotation, biological process: transcription initiation at RNA polymerase III promoter. NCBI's taxonomy places the organism in Eukaryota, Metazoa, Arthropoda, Insecta, Diptera, Drosophilidae. Bases 33 to 689 code for a protein of 218 amino acids. Gene Ontology annotation, molecular function: nucleotide binding.